This is a messenger RNA of Cynara cardunculus var. scolymus (artichoke), 1056 nucleotides long. RefSeq lists its product as uncharacterized. Gene Ontology annotation, cellular component: mitochondrial inner membrane. Gene Ontology annotation, biological process: mitochondrial electron transport, succinate to ubiquinone; tricarboxylic acid cycle. Lineage: Eukaryota; Viridiplantae; Streptophyta; Magnoliopsida; Asterales; Asteraceae. The transcript has 9 exons. The record is from RefSeq and is a predicted model, not a curated record. Bases 111 to 824 code for a protein of 237 amino acids. Gene Ontology annotation, molecular function: acyltransferase activity.
AUCCUUGGAAUGAUUCCUUUUUCUUCUGUGCUGAAAGAGCAGAAUAAAUCGUAGACCCACCCAAUUAAUCUUCAGUUCUUCAUCGCAUUUAAUCAGGGAAGACUACAAGGAUGAUGAGUGCAACCAUCAGGCGGAAAGCUUUGUCUCUGUGCUCAUCUGCGCUGGCAAAUAAUGGCAUUGUACAAUCAUUGGAGAGGGUCCAACCUGCAUUAGCAGGAUCUGCAGCACCAGGAUAUAUUGCUGGUAUCCCGAUGUUUGAGGCAUUUGGAAGGGGAUCAAAACUAAUACCGGAAUUUCAUCAAGGUGCCCCUGUAUAUUCAAAGUCGAUGAGGGAUGUUGCAUCGUCGCUUAAAGCAGAUUUUCCGACCCAGAAGUGGAUUAGAUCGUUUUCUUCAUAUAGUGAACCUGCUGUUCGUGGUGAUAUCAAUGAACCAAUUGCCCAAAUUCAAACCAAUAAGGGUAUUGCAGCUCCAGUCAUUCAAGAUGCUGUGAAAAUGAACAUUGCUGAAAUACAGAAGACAUUCAACAGCUCAACCAAAAAGGCACACAAUCGCCCUGCAUAUUUCACCGUAUCUGGUGCUGCGAUCGGAAGUACUUUAAGUACUCCCAUUGUAAAUGCUCCACAGGCGGCUAAACUGGGCAUGGGUUCAACGGUCUCUUCAACUUUCCUACCGAAUCUUGCUCUAUUCUGGCAUAUAAAUAACGGGAUUGAAGAGAUUCUGGCAGAUUAUGUUCAUCACGAAAUGACUCGCAGCUUGGUGUUGGUGUUAAUGAGACUCUUCCUUAUAGUUGCAGCAAAGGAUGUUUUCGUCGCUACAAAUUAAACCAACCCCCUUUCGGUGUCAUCCAUAGAUUUGCAAAAAGGUCGUCUUUUGCUUGAAAAAAAGCCGAAUAAAGAUUGGUCCUAGAAGUUAAGGACUCUUCUUGGGCUACAAUUAUCAGUUUUGAGAAUUUAGUUGAUGGAAUGUUUGAUUGUUUUAUUCUCCAUUUCAAGGUUUGCCUUUUGGUUUUCCAGGCUAAGAUGCCUUUUAUCAGUGGUAUUCACAUAAACUAUCU